AUGUUCCGUCAACACUUUGUCACGACCCUCGUCGAAGGGGAUCCCGAUAAGUCCGAGUGGGCCAAGGAGACUCGUGAUCGUUGGCGUCUCAUCCAAGCGUUCCCUUGGAUCGGAUUCGUACUCGCUGCGGCCGUUGCUGGGUUUUUGGCGUGGUAUGGGUGGCAGUCAGUGCCGACCAACACCUACUCCCUCGUCCUCGAAGACGAUUUCUCCAAUGGUCUUGAUACGAGUAUCUGGAAUCACGAGGUGCAGUUGUCCGGCUUUGGAAAUGGUGGGUUCGAUAUGACGACCACGAGUGAGAACAACUCGUUUGUGAAGGAUGGGAUGCUCCACAUCGUACCCACCCUCACCUCUGACAUCUACGGCGACGCUGCCAUCAGCAACGGAUACACACUCAACCUCACCGGAAACGGGUGUACCUCCGACAUCGACUCUGAUUGUGCCGUCAUCUCUAAUUCGUCCACCGGUGUCGUCCUUCCCCCGAUUCAAUCGGCGAGAUUGAACACGAAAGGGAAGUACUCGAUCAAGUAUGGCAAAGUCGAGGUUGUGGCUAAAAUCCCGUCUGGUAACUGGAUGUGGCCUGCGAUUUGGAUGAUGCCUUCCGAUGAUGUUUACGGUGCUUGGCCGAGGAGUGGUGAGAUUGACAUCAUGGAGGCUAAGGGCAACACGCCCGGGAAGGACGUCGCUGGUCGUGACUAUGUGACUUCCUCUUUGCAUUGGGGUCCUUCAUCCGACUAUGAUGCUUACCUCAAGACCACCGCCGUGGUCCAGCAACUGCAUGGUGAUUUCUCAGGGGGUUUCAACACCUACGGACUUGAAUGGACCCCGGACUACCUCUUCGUCUAUGUGAAUUCUCGCUUGCGUCAAGGUCUCUCCCUCCGCUUCAACAAAGAAUCCUUCUAUAACCGUGGUGAGUUCCCCAAAUACGACUGGAAGAACUCUACCCUCCUCGACGACCCAUGGUCAGACUCGACGUCCAACGCCGCUCCCUUCGACCAAGACUUCUAUCUCAUCCUCAACGUCGCCGUCGGGGGUACAAAUGGUUACUUCUCGGACAACAUGAAGAACAAACCCUGGGGUGACUCAACAACCACCGCCCGCCGUGACUUCUGGGCCGCGAAAGACGAGUGGUAUCCGACCUGGCCCGCAGUCGAGGAUCGCGGGAUGGUCGUUAAGAGCGUGAAGAUGUACCAGCUCACGGAAUCGCAAAAGGUGUACCUCUAUUAA
This is a messenger RNA of Saitoella complicata NRRL Y-17804, 1227 nucleotides long. RefSeq names its product putative member of glycoside hydrolase family GH16. The coding region runs from base 1 to 1227 and encodes 408 amino acids. Gene Ontology annotation, molecular function: hydrolase activity, hydrolyzing O-glycosyl compounds. Gene Ontology annotation, biological process: carbohydrate metabolic process. The transcript has a single exon. Lineage: Eukaryota; Fungi; Ascomycota; Saitoellomycetes; Saitoellales; Saitoellaceae. The record is from RefSeq and is a predicted model, not a curated record.